Cervus elaphus (red deer) is the source of this 1681-nucleotide messenger RNA. Its product is annotated as proline-rich protein 23B-like. The record is from RefSeq and is a predicted model, not a curated record. NCBI's taxonomy places the organism in Eukaryota, Metazoa, Chordata, Mammalia, Artiodactyla, Cervidae. The transcript is spliced from 2 exons. Bases 84 to 875 code for a protein of 263 amino acids.
UCAAGUUCCGCCGGCGUCACUCACGACAGCCUUGGCCCACUCCGGUGCAAACCCGUCCAUGUGAGGUCCGCGGCGACAUUGAGAUGAUGGGCAGCCGGCCCCGCAGCCCCAGCGCUUCCUCUGCAGACCAGUGGGAACAGCAGGCCGAAGGACCCGGCCCUGCCAAGCGCCGUCGAACGGAGGAGCCCACGGACCACGAGUUCGAGGUAACGCCCAGACUGGACAACGUGAUGGGGACCCCCGACAUGGGAGCGCUCACCUCCCUGGUGGUUUUGGCCGACGGCUAUGCCCUGCAUCUGACCCUGGACGAGGUCGAGCUGGUGCUGGAGCCCGAGCCCACAUCCGUGCUGCAAGUUUCUCUCGGGGAUCACACCCUCGUGCUGAUCCCCGGAGCCCUCCUGGGCUCUAGCAUCGAAUUCCUAGACGGGGAGAGUCACUCAGCCCUUGUUCUGGAACAGGGCUCUUUUCUGACCGCUCCUGGGGAAUGCAUCGCCCUCGAGCAGGGAUUCUAUGGACCUGUCCCAGAGAUCGCUGGCCAAGAAGAGGUCUAUGAGGAGCACGCAGAAGAUGUGUUCCCGCCUGCUGGGAUGAAUGCAGCCACCAGCUCAGUUGCUGGGCUCCUCCUUUCCCCUAGGAGGGCAUCCGACCCAGACCUCUUGGGCCUAGCCCCAGAGCCCUGGCCUCAGGCACCCAACCCUACUCCAGAGAGAGGCUCUCCUCACCACCAAGACAACCUGGACUUGCACGUUCCGGAGUUCUUCCCCGAUUCACCACUCCAACCUCUACCUCCCUCUCCUUGUCCAGGUUCUCACGAGCGCCCGCAACACCCUCCUGUUCCUGCUCGAAAGGCCCAGAGACGCCUGUUUCAAGAAUGAACUUCCUCCCACAAUUCUUGGCCUCCUGCUGGGGACCAGGAUGGAGUGUUCUGUUGACUGCUGUGUGUAUGUUGCCCACCCAGCCAGGAUCACAAGGCCUUGAUGUGUUUUGGAUGGACGCUGUGUUGCAGAAUUUUGCAGCAGUUGCAAAAUUUACAUCUAGCUGGCUGGAUCCCUGGGAAGGAAGCUCACUUGGGCAAAGAAAAGCCUCUUGAAAUACAGGGUGCUUUAAGACAGCUACUUAGGUUUGUCUCUAGGGAGGUCACCCCUAAGCAGCUCUACGCACCCCCCCAACCAACCCCCAUUUCUCUUCAAAGUCAAGUGCCAGCACUUUUCUUUAAAAUGCCAUCCUUUCCCAGGUACCCUCCGACUGCCCCUCCUCCUUGUUUUCCCCCCAGUAGAGUAAUUAGUAGAUGUAUUUUGUUCAAUGAAGUUUUUGGCCCUGGUGUCCCAACUUUUCUAGAUGAUGGCUCUAGCCCCUUUGGGGGAUCUAACCAAUAGUUGUAUGUGCACAAAUGUUUGUUGGAUACAAAACACGGAAUGGGGAACAAUGAGUAUGACCCUUCUUUUUGAAUGACUAGGUUGGCAAGUGGUUUAAGUCUAUUGCUAUCUUUGUAAGGGUAGUUUCCAAAAAGAAACAACUGUUUUUCAUUUUUCUUACAUACUUUUAAUACAAUUCUGUUGUCAUGGAAAAGUUUCUAAUUCUAAAGAUUCUGUUUUUUGUAUUUGUAAGAUCCCAAAACUGUUUGUACAUUGCUACUGGCAUAUAGAAAAAAUUUGCUCUUAUGUUGGUCUGUUAUCCAGAA